AUGGCACCCAGGCUACACAUUAAGAUCAAUCAUUUUCCGGUAUCAGAUUCGGGAUCCGCGAGUACAAUAGGGGCCAGCUCAAACCAGACCAAUCCCAUUAUCACCGACAGCUUUCUGGAUGGAGAGGUCGUCAUCUCCAUGAACAAUUUCAACGAAACCAUCGACCGUUCUGCAAUAGUCGAAGUUACUUUUGAGGGCAAGCUAUCCACAUCCAUCCAUCUGAACAUCUCGACCCAACUUCUCCGCAUGGCUAAAAAUCUCAUUCUCAUCCGAGCAUCUGACGUUCGCGAAUUAUAUCAAGCCCCAUCCGACACCACCUGCUCACCCUCCCAAACCUUCAUCCACCCUUUCCACUUCAACAUCCCUUGGACGAGCGACCCAAACUCAUCCUCCUCCGCCUUCGAAACCGGUGUUCCUCUUCCUCCAUCCCUCUCCUUCAAACCUAUAUCCGCCUAUGAGUCUAACAACCUCACUCUCCGCGGCCACUGUCGCAUAGAAUACUGCCUCAAAGCCCGCCUCUUUAAUCAAAGCAGCCGUAUCGCCGAAGCCGAGUUCCCAGUAACCCUUGUCCCCCCACAAGAAUGUCCUCCCCCUAUCUGUAUCACCGACUUUCCUCACGAAUAUACUCUUAACUCAUUUCAGCGCAUUCGUGAUCUCCUAUCCCGCCGCGGUCUAUGGCACCUGUCCGUUGAGACGGAACAACCCACCUUGUUUCAUCUUAAUCGCCUUAAUAGGGCAGUGUUUGUCCCUUUGACAUGGCGGUAUCAGUGUUUAGGCCCUUCAGGACAUCAUCAGAUCAUUCAUCCGCCGGUUCUAUUUGCCAACGUUCAAACAUUUCUUAGCGCGACGACAUUUAUAUCUGUUAUAUCCCAGUCCCGCGUCCCGACCCGGACUGAAGCCAACAAAUUAAAGAAUUUCCGGCUCCUCGCGGAUACAACCCGAGUUGGGACUACACAAGUCCGCAAAGUACGGAUUGCGUCGUGGAAACCUAAAUUACGUGCCCAUGAUACUGGUACCACAUCCCAGGAUCAACCGGUAUGGGAAUCAACCGCCCAUCUAAUCUUCACCUUCGACGAGAACGAUUACAUGCCGCCUACCUUUACACAUCCUUAUGUUUCGAGGAGGUAUAGUUUAAUUAUCGGUAUUGAAGUCGACAGUUUUCGAGACACGAAUUUUCAACUUCAAGUGCCGGUACACGUGUCCUAUGACCGCAGACAGGGUAAUGCCUCGUCUAUCUGUGAGGAUGUUCGGGUACCGUUAGAUGCACAUAUGGUGGAUGAGGAUGUAUUGUUAGAAAGUUGUAGUCCGCCGCCUUAUAUGGCUUGA
Molecule: messenger RNA, 1326 nt
Organism: Aspergillus welwitschiae
Lineage: Eukaryota; Fungi; Ascomycota; Eurotiomycetes; Eurotiales; Aspergillaceae
Exons: 4
Coding region: 1-1326 (441 amino acids)
Source: RefSeq, a predicted model, not a curated record